GGUAUUACAUAAUCAUAUGAACACUGUAAUCCGCUCCGGCCCGUUUCUCAGAGCUGGCCUGGUUUUAAUGCAGUGAUUUUACAGUAUCGGAACAUUAAUGGGUCUGAACCGGGUCUAUAUCAGUACCGGCUAUGCCACACUCGGCCUUUUAUUCGGACUUUCCGCUUUUAUCGUCUGGAAUGUGCUUUACUGGCAGCCCUGGACCGCGGCGAUGGGCGGCUUAUCAGGAGUGCUGGCUCUGUGGGUAUUGGUUACACACGUUAUGUAUAUUCAGGACUACUGGCGCACAUGGCUAAAGGGACUCAAGCUCUUCAUGGUGGCCAGUGCUGUUUUCUCCAUGCUGGCUGUCGCUGCUUUCGCCACUUUCAUGACUCUUGCGAUUACUAAAAAGCAAGCGCUGACAGACCCACAGAGCUUUUAUCUGUCGUGUGUUUGGAGUUUCCUCACCUUCAAGUGGGCCUUCCUCCUCGGCCUGUAUUCCUACCGGUACCGCCAGGAGUUUGCUGACAUCAGCAUCCUCAGUGACUUCUGAUUGGCUGCUUGUUCGGAACUGAAUGUAUUGGUUUUGCCCGUCGGCGGCUCGCCUGUCAAUCUCAAGGUGGGUAGAGAGAGAUCCAGCUUGCUGAGCAGGAAGACGCGGAGAGAUGAUCUUCCUGUUUUCACUACAGAAUACCACCCUGGAUACCCUGGAUACCCCAGAACAGCUUUCCCUCUUUCCAGAAUCAGUCCUGUAGGAAAUCUACGUCUACAUCCCAUUCCUGUUACAUUGUUUAACCGCAAGAAUGAUAUUUAAUAUUUAAACCAAUCACAUUUAUCUGUAUACAUACACUGUAAACCCUGUCCAAUCAUUACUUAACUAAACUACUUAAAUUUGUGGCCACAAAUGUACAUUCCAACUAAGACUUUUGAGUUGAAUCAACUUAUACAAUAAGUGAGUUCAAUUUUUUUGGAUACAAUCCGGGUUAGCACCCAAACAUCCCUUUCAGACAGCUUCCUCUUACAGCGUCCACAGUUAAUCCUGUUGCAUGUGGUUCGUCCUUCUUGGUGGUAUGAUGACAUUACCCUGGAUACCGUGGCUCUUGAUACAUCACAAAGACUUGCUGUCUUGGUCACAGAUGCGCCAGCAAGACGUGGUAUGUUUGGACAAAACUGUGCUCUUACCCUGCUAAUUGAACCUUCACACUUUGCUCUUACUGGUGCAAUAAUGUGCAAUUAAUACAGAUUGGCCACCAGGCUGGUCCAAUUUAGCAAUGAAACCUCCCACACUAAAAUGACAGGUGUUUCAGUUUCAAUGUCCAACCCCUGUAUAUUGUACUGUUCAUACUAUAGUGUUUUCUUUCUCCAUCACGUUUUCUACAAGUAUUUCAAAUCUAUAGUUUACUUGAAUUAAAUAAUGAGGAAAAUUGAACAAAAAAGGCAUUUGAAAUGAAAUACAAAUCAGUUAAAUUAAUUUAUAAUUCAGCAUAAUUACUAAAAGUUUAAGUAGAUUAAAAUGGUACAAUAUUUCUCUUCAGGUGUUAAAUGUGUCUCGCGAGACUUAUUCACAGGUAACCAAAACAAAUGUUUGAUCAAUUUUGGACGAAAAACAGAAGCGCUGGACUGCUUGAAUGAGCCGCUGUACACACACACACACACACAGAGCGCAAAACCGUGGACACUUGUGGAGGCAAUAUGCUGAUGCAACGCUGUAAAAAAACAUAGAGAUUCGGUCAUAGGUUGCCGGGUCCGUAUAGAAUCCUCAAGGUUGAUUGCCAUUUGAAAACAGAAUCGUCACUGAGGGGAUUCUGGUGAUAGUUGUAAAGUCUGAAGGGACUCAUGUGAGAUCAUACAGGAGAGAAGUUGUCAGGUAAUUGCAUACUAUAUUUUACUGCAUAUGAUAAAUCAUACAUAAUUCAUCAUGAUCAGGGUAAAAAUAGUUUGACAUCUAUUACAAGAUGAUUACUUACAAAAUAUAAACAAAAAAAAUCACCUGCAGUUUUGCACUUUGCGAGUUUUAAUCAAAUCAAAUAUUCUCAAUCAUAUAUUUCAACUUAAAAAAAAUAUAUAUUGUUAAAAUCUGGUCUUGUUCUCGUGAAUCCAAUGCUUUGCUUCAUCUUGUGAGAUGAGAGUCUCAUCACCCCUAGUUUUAAGUCUAAUUAACUUUAAAAAAAAAUUGAUGCAACAGAUUGCCUGCAUUUUUUAAGUAUAUUUAACGUAUUCAGGCUUACAGUGUAUAUAUAUGUGUGAAUGGUUGAGAGAGUAUCUGAUGAUGAAUGAUGAUUUGAGCAGUGAUGAAAUUUAUAUCUAUGAUUGUGGACUCUGUUCUUUGAUUUAAUGUAGGAGAAUGCAUUUGGUUACAUGUUGUAUAAACACUAUUUGCAUUGAAGGCCAUAAUCUAUAUUUUUUAUGUAUUGAAUGUGAGUUAUAUUAUUAUAUAUGUAAUAUUUCUUUAAGGUUUUUUUAUGCAGUUAAUGCUGUAUGUUCACCUUAUUGGGAGUUGCAGUAAAUGUCAACAAAAGCCACUAAUCAUCAAAUAAAUGCGUAAAGUAAAAAGCUUAUUUAGGCUGAUUAUGUUCAUAAUGUUUUGGCCCCUGUCCAAGUAGGACACAUAGGUGGGCUUUGAGGAAAGUAAGUGUUAGGCCUGUCACGAUAAUUAUAUUACUAAUUUAUCAUACAAUAUAUGGAUAUGACCUUAAUUUGAAUAAUUAUUUUGCUUACCUUGAUAUUGUCCAUGCCAACUCAUUUUAACACAACUUAUUUUAUCUAGGUUUGUUUGUUUGUUUGUUGUUUUGUUAAUAUAUAAAAAUAUAUAUUUCUAUUCAAAUGUUUAAAUGUCUUAAUAUAUUCAGAAUGAUUAAAAGUUCAUUGUUCUUUUAAAGGAUGUAACUGCAUUAUUGAUAUUGUUACUGUAAUUUCCGGGCUAUUGAGCGCACCUGAAUGUAAGCUGCACCCACUAAUAAAAAGAAAAAGUGUACAUAUGCAGGCCGCACCUGAUUAUAACAUUAUAAGCCAUUAUAUUAUAAGCCAUUAAGUAGGCUAUGUAUACAAAUAACAUUACAUACCGCGAACAAUGCUACGACAUGGGAAAAAAAAGUAGAUUAAUUACAGCGUCUGCCAGUUUAAAAGGCAUUUUCUGCUCAUGAUCUGUUACAGGGCUGCUGUGCUUGCCAUCAGUUAUCUAAAUUUAUAACUUGGUGCUUAUCAAUGCGAAAGCAUUACAGUUACAUAAUAUAGUGUCCAGAUUUUGCGAGGUGUCGCUACCGGUAGCCUAGCUUAAAUUGUGCUUCAGCAGAGGUGUUCCGCUGCUUUAUUUUAGUUAUUGCAAUCAAAGCAAUGUGAAUACAAACCAUUUCAGUCAUAAAUAAAAUAAAUAAUAGUCAAAUAAUAAUACAAUACAAAAAAGAAUUGUGUUUAUUGACUUAAUUCCAACUGUACACUGUAAAAAUGAGGAAAGAAAUAUAAUAUAAAAGUGUAUAUCAGAGGUGUCCAAACUUUUUUUGUUGGGGGCCAGAAGGAGAAAUAUAUUUGAAGUCACGGGCCACACUCCGUAAUAAAACAAAUAAUCAAAUAUACCACUUUAAAUAAUACAUUUUUCCUGAUUAUUUCAUUUACACACCAUUUUACUUGACUUACUAUCUUUAUCUUUGACAGUGUUGUCUAAACUAAGAUUUUUCAAAUUAAUGUUUAAUUUUAUGAUGUCUCUUAAUAAUAAACUCCUUAAUUACGGCAACUUUCAGACUCUUUGGCCCGUUUUUCUGCGCUAGAAGUGCGCACCCUCUCCGCUUUUAGACUCUUUGUCCCGUUUUUUUGCGCUAGAAAUGCGAACCUUCUUCGCUUUUAGACUCUUUGUCCCAUUUUUUGCGCUAGAAAUGCGCACCCUCUUCGCUUUUAGACUCUUUGUCCCGUUUUUUUGCGCUAGAAAUGCGCACUCUCUCCGCUUUUAGACUCUUUGGCCCGUUUUUCUGCACUAGAAAUGCGCACUCUCUCCGCUUUUAGACUCUUUGUCCCGUUUUUUUGUGCUAGAAAUGCGCACCCUCUUCGCUUUUAGACUCUUUGUCCCAUUUUUUGCGUUAGAAAUGCGCACCCUCUCCGCUUUUAGACUCUUUGUCCCGUUUUUUUGCGCUAGAAAUGCGCACCCUCUCCACUUUUAGACUCUUUGUCCCAUUUUUUUGCGCUAGAAAUGUGCACUCUCUCCGCUUUUAGACUUUUUGGCCCGUUUUCUGCGCUUGAAAUGUGCACUCUCUCCGCUUUUAGACCCUUUACCCUGUUUUUCUGCGCUAGAAAUGCGCACUCUCUCCGCUUUUAGACUCUUUGCCCUGUUUUUCUGCGCUAGAAAUGCGCACCCUCUCCGCUUUUAGACUCUUUUACCCGUUUCUGACACCUAGCGCUCAAACUUUGAAUCUCACAUUAUAAAAACCUGCUUAACAGCGGGCCAACUAUCAUUCUAUUUCUAAAAUACCUCGCGGGCCGCUCCAAAAAAGGAAAUGGGCCGCAAAUGGCCCGCGGGCCGUAGUUUGGACACCCCUGGUGUAUAUAAUGGAUUUUGGGACAGUUUGGGACUUUUUAUAUAAUUAAUUUGUAAGCCUAAUAUAAAUUUAUGAGAGGGUAAA
Messenger RNA from Astyanax mexicanus (Mexican tetra), 4589 nucleotides. It is a transcript of the gene slc48a1a, whose product is annotated as solute carrier family 48 member 1a. The record is from RefSeq and is a predicted model, not a curated record. The transcript is spliced from 3 exons. NCBI's taxonomy places the organism in Eukaryota, Metazoa, Chordata, Actinopteri, Characiformes, Acestrorhamphidae. Gene Ontology annotation, biological process: heme transport. Gene Ontology annotation, cellular component: lysosomal membrane; plasma membrane. Gene Ontology annotation, molecular function: heme transmembrane transporter activity; heme binding. Bases 98 to 532 code for a protein of 144 amino acids.